Molecule: messenger RNA, 2915 nt
Organism: Cyprinus carpio (common carp)
Lineage: Eukaryota; Metazoa; Chordata; Actinopteri; Cypriniformes; Cyprinidae
Product: slit homolog 1 protein-like
Exons: 23
Coding region: 462-2882 (806 amino acids)
Source: RefSeq, a predicted model, not a curated record
CUGUGUGUGUGUGUGUGUGUGUUUGUGUGUGACCGUUAGAAACCGUUGGAGGGUGUAAUAUUGACUGGGAGGAGUCAGAAGCAGUGAUUGUAGAUCCUUUGAUGGAUGAUUCCUAUAUGUGAAUAAGGGAGGACGCAUGUGGGAGAUUGUACGAGUCUGUCUUUUUUUUCCCCCAGAGCUCUACCCUGGAGGAAAGGAAGAAGAAAAAGAGAGUGAGAGAAAGGGAACCACUGUAGAAAGACAAGCACCGCACAAAGACCAGACAAAAAACAGCCUGGAGAGGAGAAAAUAACAAGUGCUGUUAUUCCUGAGGGAUCUGUGUUCUGUUAGCUUUACUUUCACUCUUUGUUUUUCACAUUUUGAGUGUUUUAAGAACCGAUACCUGUCCUGUAGUUUAUGUUUGGGUGUUCGCAGCUGCAGUAGAGGUUUUGGUCAGGACUGGCUGUCUGAACGCUGAGCUGAUGCUUCCCAGCUGUGAUUUGUGGAUUUGGGGUUUGUUGAGCGCCCUUCUCCUGGCGGGUCAGUCUGGAGCGUGUCCUCCUCACUGCUCCUGCACAGGCACCACUGUGGACUGCCAUGGACUUGCCUUCAAAAACGUGCCACGAAAUAUACCAAAGAACACAGAGCGACUGGACUUGAACUCAAACAACCUCACACAUAUUGGUAAGGAUGACUUCGCUGGCCUGAAGCACCUCCGAAUUUUGCACCUCAUGGAUAACCAGAUCGUCACUAUUGACAGGGGAGCCUUCAAUGAUCUGAAGGAGUUGGACAGACUGCGUCUCAACCGAAACCGUCUCCAGCAACUCCCAGAGCUCCUGUUCCUGAAAAAUCCUGCUCUCUCCAGAUUGGACUUAAGUGAAAAUGCCAUCCAGAUGAUACCAAGAAGAGCAUUUAGAGGAGCCACAGACAUCAAGAACUUGCAGCUGGAUAAGAACCACAUCAGCUGCAUUGAGGACGGAGUGUUUCGGGCCAUGAGAGUCCUGGAGGUCCUCACACUAAACAACAACAAUAUCAGCACCAUCCCCAUUUCCAGCUUUAACCACAUGCCCAAGUUACGUACCUUCCGGCUGCACUCUAACAGUCUGCGGUGUGACUGUCAUUUGUCAUGGCUGUCUCAGUGGCUCAGACAGAGAGCGACGCUGGGACUUUACACUCAGUGCAGUGCACCACCCAACCUACACGGCCUCAACCUGGCCGAACUGCAGAAGAAAGACUUUACAUGCUCCGGUGUUUUUGAUUCCAGUCCUCAGCCCUGUGGUCUUGCGUCUGGUUCCUGUCCACCGAUGUGCACAUGUACGAACAAUAUCGUGGACUGCAGAGGAAAAGGUCUGACGGCGAUUCCAGCUAACAUGCCUGAAGGCAUGACUGAGAUACGAUUGGAGCAGAACGGUAUAAAGUCUGUUCCUCCAGGAGCGUUCGCCUCCUACAAGAGACUGCGCAGAAUAGAUUUGAGUAAUAACCAAAUAUCUGAAAUCGCCCCCGAUGCUUUUCAAGGCCUGCGCUCACUCAACUCACUGGUUCUUUAUGGAAAUAAGAUUACAGAUCUGCCUCGAGGUGUUUUUGACGGAUUGAGUGCAUUAGAGUUACUACUAUUAAAUGCCAAUAAGAUCCACUGUGUUCGCGUCAACAUCUUCCAGGACCUUGAGAACCUAUCUCUGCUGUCCCUGUAUGACAAUAAGAUCCAGACUCUAGCCAAAGGCACAUUUACUCCGCUGAAAUCCAUCCAGACUCUUCACUUAGCUCAGAACCCGUUCGUCUGUGAUUGUGGUUUGAAGUGGCUGGCAGACUUUUUGCGCUCCAACCCGAUUGAGACCAGCGGCGCACGAUGCUCCAGUCCUCGACGACUCGCCAACAAACGCAUCAGUCAGAUCAAGAGCAAGAAGUUCCGCUGUUCAGCAGCCAAGGAACAGUACCACAUCCCAGGUGCAGAGGACACACGUUUGAAUAAGGACUGUAACAGCAAGCCUGUAUGUCCACCCAAAUGCCGCUGUGAAGCUACUGUGGUGGAUUGUUCAAAUUUACGGCUGACCAAGUUCCCAGAGCACCUUCCGCUUUCUACAACUGAACUACGGCUCAAUAACAAUGACUUGUCCAUCCUGGAGGCAACAGGACUCUUUCGGUCCCUCACACAUCUCAAGAAAAUAAACCUUAGCAACAAUAAAAUCACUGAGAUUGAGGAUGGAGCUUUUGAUGGCGCAUCGUCUGUGGUUGAACUUCACCUCACUGCCAACCACCUGGUGUCUGUACGUGGAGGAAUGUUCCGGGGAAUGGACGGAUUACGCAUGCUGAUGCUCAGGAAUAAUCGCAUCCGCUGCAUCCACAACGGUAGCUUCUCAGGCCUGCAGAACGUACGUCUGCUCUCGCUCUACGACAACCAGCUUACCACCAUCAUGCCUGGAGCCUUCGACACGCUGCCAAACCUCUCCACUCUAAACCUGCUGGCAAACCCUUUUAACUGUGAUUGUCGUCUAUCCUGGUUGGGCGAGUGGCUGCGAUCUCGGCAGAUCGUGACGGGAAACCCUCGCUGUCAGAACCCAGCCUUCCUCAGAGAGAUCCCACUGCAGGACGUGGCAAAGCCGGACUUCCUCUGUGACAAGGGGCUGGUUGAAGACGACGUGAGUUGUGUGCCUAAGCCGGUGUGUCCGGAGCAGUGCACGUGUCUGGAUACAGUGGUGCGCUGCAGCAACAAGCACCUGUUGGCUUUACCCCGCGGUGUCCCACGCAAUGUCACUGAACUAUACCUGGAUGGAAAUCUGUUUGUUGCGGUGCCUAAAGAGCUCUCAGCAUUCAAACAGCUGCAGCUGGUUGACUUGAGCAACAAUAAAAUCAGUUCCCUGUCCAACUCGUCUUUUGCCAACAUGACUCAACUCACCACACUGUAAGUAUCUCACUCACACACACACACACUCACACAC